Molecule: messenger RNA, 4305 nt
Organism: Oryctolagus cuniculus (rabbit)
Lineage: Eukaryota; Metazoa; Chordata; Mammalia; Lagomorpha; Leporidae
Source: RefSeq, a predicted model, not a curated record
AGGAGAUGUUGUAGAAACCGAAGAGCAUUAUAAAAGCCGAUGGAGAUCUAUUAGGAUUCUAUAUCUUACUAUGUUUCUCAGCAGUGUAGGGUUUUCUAUUGUGAUCAUGUCAAUAUGGCCAUAUCUCCAAAAGGGCUGCAACAGGAAAUAAAAAGUUUCAGAUUGUAUAAGUAAGGAAUUGCUAAAAACAAAAACAAAUACAGAAUGUUGGGGAUAUGUCAAAGGGACACAAGAACCAGGUGAAACUCCAGAUAGCCAAAGCUGGACCAAUUUGGUGAAUGUCUGGCCUGCAGGCUGUAGAAGACCUGCGAAAUAUUUGGUCUGGUCCUGCCAAGGCAACUACAGGCAGAGUGACAGACUUCCACUCUCCAAAUGGCUGCAACUAUUGGGGCUGGGCCAGUCUGAAGUCAUAUGCCAAGAACUACAACCAGAUUGAUAAGACAGCCGAUGCAAGUUUUUUGGGCUGGGUUAUUGCUUCGUUUAGUCUUGGCCAAAUGGUAGCUUCACCUAUAUUUGGCUUAUGGUCUAAUCAUAGGCCAAGAAAAGAACCUCUCAUUGUCUCCAUCUUUAUUUCGGUGGCAGCCAACUGCCUUUAUGCAUAUGUCCACGUUCCAGCUUCUCAUAAUAAAUACUACAUGUUGGUUGCUCGUGGAUUGGUGGGAUUUGGAGCAGGAAAUGUAGCUGUUGUUAGAUCAUAUAUUGCUGGUGCUACUUCCCUUCAGGAAAGAACAAGUUCCAUGGCAAAUACAAGCACAUGUCAAGCAUUAGGCUUUAUUCUAGGUCCAGUUUUUCAGACUUGUUUUGCACUCAUUGGAGAAAAAGGUGUAACAUGGGAUGCGAUAAAGCUGCAGAUAAACAUGUACACAGCACCAGUUUUACUUGGCGCCUUCCUGGGAGUUUUAAAUAUUAUUCUGAUCCUUACUGUAUUAAGAGAACAUCGUGUGGAUGACUCAGGACGACAAUAUAAAAAUGUUAAUUUUGAAGAAGUAAAUACAGAUGAAGUUCAGUUUCCCCAAGGAAAUAUUGAUCAAGUUGCUGUUGUGGCCACCAAUAUUCUGUUCUUUGUGGUUCUGUUUAUCUUUGCCCUUUUUGAAACCAUCCUUACACCGUUAACUAUGGAUAUGUAUGCCUGGACUCAAGAACAAGCUGUAUUUUAUGAUGGAAUAAUACUUGCUGCCCUUGGAGUUGAGGCAGUUCUUGUUUUCAUGGGCGUUAAAAUACUUUCCAAGAAGAUUGGUGAGCGUGCUAUUCUCCUGGGAGGACUCAUCGUUGUGUGGAUUGGCUUCUUUAUCUUGUUACCUUGGGGAAAUCAGUUUCCCAAAAUUCAGUGGGAAGAUUUACAUAAUAACUCAAUCCCUAAUACCACAUUUGGGGAAAUUAUUAUUGGUCUUUGGAAAUCUCCCAGAGAAGAUCACAGUGAAGGACCAACUGGUUGUCCAAUUGAACAAGCAUGGUGCCUCUACACCCCAGUGAUCCACCUGGCCCAGUUCCUCAUAUCAGCUGUGCUCAUUGGGAUAGGCUAUCCAGCCUGCAAUGUCAUGUCCUAUACAUUAUAUUCAAAAAUUCUAGGACCAAAGCCUCAGGGUGUGUACAUGGGCUGGUUAACGGCUUCUGGCAGUGGAGCACGGAUUCUCGGGCCUGUAUUCAUCAGCCACGUGUAUAGUUACUGGGGACCACGAUGGGCGUUCAGCCUUGUAUGUGGGAUCGUCGUGCUCACCAUCACUCUCCUGGGAGUGGUUUACAAGAGACUUAUUGCGUUUUCUAUACGGUAUGGGAGGAUUCAAGAGAAAACUGGGUCAGAGUAGUAGAAAGUAAAUGCUGUGUGGCAUUUCCUAGUCUAAGGCUCUGCUAAACACCUGCUGCGAGCCAGCCUCCAACAGUCAGGCUGCAGAUACUGCUUAUUUUGAGUAACAAGACCAUGUGUUGGAUGACAGGGAAUCUUACAGGUAACUGUGAAUAGUAGGAUAUAUAAAAACAUUGUCAGUCAUAAUUUCUUUAUCUCAAAAAUGAAUUCCACUAAUACUUUUGUGGGCUUGCAUGAAUUAGUGAGUGAACAAUGGGCAGUAAAUGUGAAGUUAAAUUUAAUAAAAACUGCAUAGGUUUCAUUAAAAUAGUGAGAGAACCAGAAAGAGGGUUGUAUAUGAACUAGCUAUAGCAGAAUGAAAUUAUAAUAGAUAUUCUCCUACCUAAAUAGGGGUAUUUUAAUUUUAUUUUAAUUUUAUUUAAAAUACACUAUUACCAAGUUUCCAUGAUACAAAAAUCGAAACCCUUAAAAUUUCUUUUUAGCAUAACUACCGUCCUAUGUUGCCUUCCAUAAGUCUUAAUUCCAUACUGCACCUGAUUUCAGUUCAUUGUCUCACUAACCCCUAAGUUAACAUGGGUAAGAAUAAUGUUGAUAUUUGACAAUAAAGAGGAUUAAGAGAUCAAGAUUUCACUACAUUUAGUAGAGCUAACUACUUUUUGCUUUCAAGUGCUAAUCAGUAAUUUAUUUAGAAACAUAAAGACAGACGUGCUAUUGCAUACCUAUUCGAAACAGUAAAUGGUUUCUUAAAAUCAUUAGUAUUUUUUAACUCCCUUAAACUCUGAAGAAAAGAUGUUUUUCCCAUCUCUCACUAGUGGCAGGGAGGAACACAACAGUUUUGAGCUUGUCUAUGUAUAUGUAUAUCUAUUUAGAGUUGCUGAAUUUUUGUUGGAUUUUAAAUUUGGAUGGGUCCUAAUAGCCCCAAUCAAAUCAGACUAGUAAGUAUUUAAGGCAAAAUGACUUCAAUCUGACAGUUUACUCAGUUUACCUUAAGCUGGGUAAAUCAUACUCUCACUAUAUACAUUUCUACCUCUACAUAAGUUGAAGUCUGAUGAAGAGUAGAGAACUAUGUAUAUAAUCACCAUUACAAACAGUACAAAAAUAUGUCCCCACGGUUCCUGCUUUAAGUUAUAAACACUACCACGUGCACGCUAUACUGAGCUUGCCAUGUUCUUCAAGGUCGUUUCUUCAGCUCUCCCCGAAGGCUUCAUUUGACAGCAAUCAUCCUGUGAUGACAUUGUGAAGGUGCUGCUCACUGUUCCUCACCUCCCACAGUAAGAUUGUGUCUCAGGGGCUUUUGCACGACCACAGCCGGCUCUCUGGCACCUGCACGACUCUGUUCUUGUUCUGCAGCUCCCUUCCCCGUCUUCACCUUGGUUUGGAACAGUGUACGUGGUGGAAAUAUCAACAGUGGUCAGAAUGAAAAUGUUAAGAGUGAAUAUUUAUGGAGUCCUUUUCACAUUCCUGGUAAUGUGUAAUAUACAACUUAAUUCUGUGGUUCCCAUUUGACAGAUAAAAUGGCAGCUGAGAAGUUAUUUGUCAAAAUAAGUCUCUGCAGAAUCCACUAUUAACCACUACCACUGUGUUUCUGAUACUGGGACAAAUAGCCCAGAAAGUUGCAGAAUCAGACAACUACUAAUUUUAGGGUAAAUUAACUUACCUGUACCUAUGAUUCCUUUUGAACAGAAAUAUUUGGGAAAUACAAUUUUAAAUGUACUGACUGGUUUUUGUCUUAGCAUAAUAGUUACUCUGUUUCCAGCAAAAAUACUACAUAGAAGUUUCCCAACCUAGGAAGAUUAAUAAUAUUCAUUUAAAAUAAGAUAAACCAUAACUUUGCACAAAUGACUGGUCAUCUUUUUACUGAAAGUGCCUUCUUCAGAGGAUUACAUCAUUGAAUCUUCUUACAAAAGGAUACAGAUCAGGAAGUGACAUGAGGUUGAGAAGAGAGCAGGGAGGUUAGUUUGAGUAAAAACAGCAGUUGAGGUCUUGAGGAUAAAUUUAAAAAGAUAGGACACCUCAAAGUAUGGGGAAAAAUUAUUUUGCUAGUGAGCAAAGUGAGAGUUGUUACUAAAGUUUCCUGAGACACUUCCUGUCACAGCAGUCAGGAGUGGUGCUCCAAGGGAGGAAUUGCCUGAAAGUCUUAAGAAUAGUAAAAGAAGAUGUAUUUUAGAAAACCUAAGCUGAAACUUGAGAAGGAUAAUCUUCAUUUCAUGAAGGGGUAUAUAAUGUCACAGUGCAUCUCCAUUCUGUUUUCCUUCAUUUGUGUACAUUUAAAAUGAAUUUUCAAUUCAUGUAACACUUUCCUCUUGCAUAAAGUGAAGUAAUGCUAUAUGCAAAUUUCAUUUUAAUGACGAUAAACUCUUUUAUCUGCAGCUGUUCCAGAAUAGAUUAUUUUGAGAAGAAAUUCUGGGUACUAUUUUUUGACUGUUGCAGACUUGUUUGUAAUUUAAUGUUUAUUUUAACAUUGUAAAUGCUCAUUUUCUAAUAAAUAAGAUUUAAAUGUA